Podarcis muralis (Common wall lizard) is the source of this 1336-nucleotide messenger RNA. Lineage: Eukaryota; Metazoa; Chordata; Lepidosauria; Squamata; Lacertidae. The record is from RefSeq and is a predicted model, not a curated record.
AGGUCCUAGGCAAGACUUUCUGGGGAAGACAUCCUUCAACUAGGGUGCCACCACUGAAAAGGGUCCUGCAGUUCCCUCAGAGGAGGAUAUUUGGACGCCAAGAUCUCAAAGAAGAUGGACAUUUUGGAACAGAUGGUAAAAGAAUAUAAUAAGGUCAGCUGUGAUCAAGCAUGAUACCAGUGAAGAGUGAGCUGGUUAUUGGUGUCCGGAACGUAAAGGAUUUAAAUGAAAUGGACAUCAAUUCUGACACAGUGGUUGUCACGGGCUUUGGUCCUUUUCGACAGCAUCUUGUUAACUCUAGCUGGGAAGCAGCAAAGGAACUGGCCAGAAUUGGUCUUGGAAGUGAUGUAGACCUACACAUCAUGGAACUGCCAGUGGCUUACAAAAAAGCAAGAGAGAUUGUCUGUCAAGCAUGGGCAACCCUUCACCCCCAAGUUAUGAUUCAUAUUGGCCUGGUUUCUACUUCUAAAGCAAUCAUCAUUCUGGAGCAGUGUGGGAAGAACAAAGGCUAUAAAGAAAAGGAUGCUUGUGGAUUUUGUCCAGAAAAAGGUUGUUGUGUCUUAGAAGGCCCAGAAAGAAUAGACUCUACAAUUAAUUUGAAGAGUGUCUGGAAAAACGUUCAGGUGGAAGGGAUGGAUGUAAUUUUUUCCAGAGAUGCAGGAAGGUACGUUUGUGAUUACAUCUAUUAUACCUCUCUUUACUAUGGUAAUGGAAGAGCAGCGUUUAUCCAUGUACCUCCUCUAUCCCAAUGGGUGACAGCAGAACUUCUUGGAAGAGCCCUGCAGACUGUUAUCUUAGAGAUCUUAAAGCAAUGUAAACAAGGGAUAAUGUAAAACCAAAAACCCUACACACACAAGUUACAAGGUAUGUUCAUUUUCAUCUGACUUUAUGAAAAAUUCAAUACCAUCAGUCAUACCUAUUAAAAAAAAUAACCAAUGCAAUCCAAUGUUCUGUGUGUGCAAACUUAUGCCUUCAUGAUUCAAUGCACACACUGCUUACACUCAGGGAUGAAAUGGAAAAACACUUUGAGACACAGGAGCUGCAUGUGUACAUUGGAGUACUUUAUGACCAUAAUGCAGGGAUGUGGAACCUAUGGCCCUCCAGAUGUUGUUGGGACUACAACUCCCAUCACCCCUCACCAUUGGCCAAGCUGGCUUGGGCUGAUAGGAGCUGGCUUUCCAUUCCACCCGUAACUGUAUGGAACAAGACACCAUGCACAUGUUAAGUGGCUAUGGAAAACCAUAGAAACAUAAAGUAAAGCUGGAUUCCCCCCCCCCCUUGCAAAUAAAUAAAUCUUUCUGUAAUUCUGGUUCUGAUGAGGAAAAUCUUGAAUUUU